Molecule: messenger RNA, 576 nt
Organism: Leptosia nina
Lineage: Eukaryota; Metazoa; Arthropoda; Insecta; Lepidoptera; Pieridae
Source: the annotation of a GenBank genome assembly
AUGAUCUGGGUACCGAACCAGCUCGUGGGCGCACCGGCCGGCACCGACGUCACCGUGGACUGCCACACGGAGGCCCACCCUCGUGCCAUCUCGUAUUGGGUUUACGACAACGUCAUGGUGCUGCCCACCAAGAAAUACGCCAUCAACACCGAUGAGAACUCUUACCGGGCACAUAUGAAGCUAACGGUUCGAAACCUGCAAGGAGGUGAUUUCGGCAACUAUCGCUGCAUCUCAAAGAACUCCCUCGGGGAAACUGAAGGCUCCAUCAGGCUUUACGAAAUUCCGAUGCCGUCGACGUCGCCAAAGGCAACCGAAAUGAAGAGUACCGCCAAUAAGGAAAGCGUGCGUCGCCCGAACGUUACGCGAGCGGUUCAGCGCGAGCCGGCGAGCGCGACCGAGCGGCCGAGCGUGGUGCGCGCGCAGCUCGACCGUGUUCCUGACCGCGCGCAAGUGUACCGCGCACACCCGCACCACGACUCAGGUACCGCAGGCAUGAAGUGUUGGCGACGCUCUUUCUUGGCUCUAAUCGUCCUCGUCCAUAUAGACCUCUUGGCGGAUUUCUUCAUUUGUUUCUAG